AUGGCUAGUUUGGUCAUUUGCCUUCUCUGCCUGGGAUUCCAGAUUGCAGCCCAGUUCCCAAAGAUCUCAGGUCACAACGAAAACGAUACAGAUGAAGGACUUAUUCACUUUCUUCACAAACUGCGACAGGACGAGUUCUAUGACACUCUGCUUGUCUACGGAGAGGAUUGUGUCUUUCAUGACCUAAUCAGACAUUUGGAUGUUCCCACUGUGUUGGUUUCUUCAGGUAGCACCAGCUUUGAUUGGCAUUUUAGUAGCCUAACUAUGAUUCUUUGUUGUGGCCCUGAAUCAGAGAGAGAAACAACAUAUCGUACUCUUCUUAAGCUGCAAAGAAGCAGGCGUCUGAUUUAUCUACAAGAAAAAGUGGAACCAAGAAAUGUAUGUAAUAGCUAUGCAAAAAAGGAGCAAUACAAUAUAGCGAUGUUACAGAGGGACUUCGGAAAGUUCAGAGUCAUUUACACUUGUCGUUUCUUCCAAGAACCUAAUUAUGAAGAACUAAAUUUAUCGGACACGAGGCCAAUCUAUAUUGAACAAUUUCAGAAUAUGCACGGAAAACCUAUCAGUGCAAAAGCAGACCUCUUACCCCCGCGUUCCAUGCCGUAUCGAGAUGCCAAUAGUGGUGAAAUGAAGCUAAUGGGGUAUGUGGCCAAUUUAAUCAAUAACUUCGCUGAGAAAGUGAAUGCUACCUUGCAAUAUGGUUAUCUUGCUGGUAACGAAAGCCCAAAGGACAUAUCAAAAAGGGCUCGGCUCGAUCAGAUUGACGUUGGCGUCACUCUGGAAACCUCUUUAUAUGAAAAGAACGUUGAAACAGCUAGCGAUCCAUAUCUUCUGACAUCGUACUGCCUAAUGGUUCCAGUUCCAGAAAAGUUGCCAUACAAUUUGGUUUAUGCCGCUAUAGUGGAUCCACUAGUCCUUGGCAUUAUCUUUUUGCUGUUUUGCCUGCUCUCUAUGCUGCUGAUAUAUAGCCGGAGAAAGACUUUGAAAGACCUUAGUCUGGCCAACAUAUUACUGAAUGACAUGUGCCUACGAGGUCUCUUGGGUCAAUCGUUUCCAUUUCCCUCCAAUGCUAACAAGCAUUUAAGGCUGAUCUUUUGCAUUCUGUGCUUCGCAAGCAUUCUGAUCUCCACGAUGUACGAGGCCUACUUACAAUCUUUUUUCACGGAUCCUCCAUCAGGACCUCACAUUCAUUCUUUCAAGGAGUUUGGCAAGUUUCACCAAAAGAUCGGAAUCACCGAAAUAGAAAAUAGUCUUCUUAUAAACCUCAACAACACACAAUUCCUUGAAAUUCACAAAGACGACCUUAGAAUCUUUUAUGACUGGCAGGAGUACCUUGAACUGCGUAACGCCUUCAAUCGCGACUACAGCUUCUUGGUGACCUGGGAUCGAUGGAGCGCAUAUGCGGAGCAGCAGAAGCUUUUCAAGGAACCACUCUUCUACUUCGCCAAGGACCUCUGCUUCUCACAUCUGAUCUUCCUGUCAUUUCCCAUGCGGAGACACCUGCCCUACCGUCAUCUCUUCAAUGAUCACAUGAUGCGACAGCAUGAGUUUGGGCUAGUGAACUACUGGAAGAGCCACAGUUUCUUCGAUAUGGUAAGACUCGGCAUAACGCCUCUCGAGGACCUCAGUCGGCCAAUAACGGCUAGUCCAAGUCUGUUAAUGGAGGACAUCUCAUGGAUACUUAAACUUUAUUUGGCUGCUAUUUUGCUGAGCAUUUUAUGCUUCUUAUUGGAAAUAGGAAUAGAAAACUCAAGGGCUCAAUUGUCGGAUAUAGAAGUUAAAAAGAACAUAGAGCUGGAGAACGGAUUAAUAAAUCUUCUGCAACGAUUGAGACUAGAAGAACCCCACGAAACCCUUCUUGUUUAUGGAGAGGAUUGCGUUUUUCAUUCGCUAUCUAAGCGCUUGCAUGAGCCCAAAGUGCUCGUGUCUACAGGUAGCACCAACUUCGAUUGGAACUUCAACAGUCGAGCUCUGAUCCUCAGCUGUGGGCCGCAAGAUGAUAGGGAAGCUAACUAUCGCACACUUAUUAAACUUCAAAGAUCCAGACGUCUGAUCUACAUAACACAGGCUGAUCAACCGAGCGCUGUAUGCGAACAAUAUUCGCAGAAGGAACAAUAUAAUGUAGCUAUGGUAAGAGAGGACUUCGACAUCUCGAGAAUGGUUUAUGCCUGUCGCUCCACUCAAGAUCCCAGUCUUCAAGAAGUAGACACAAAUACAAGUGAACCGAUUUAUAUUGAACAAUUUCAAAAUAUGCAUGGAAAACCGAUCAGGGCGAUGACAGAUCUUGUGGCUCCGCGGGCCAUGCUGGAUGGAAGAAGCGGCAAAAUAAAGUUAACUGGAUACUUGGCCGAUUCGAUCAAUUACUAUGUCCUAAAAACGAAUGCUACUUUGCAGUACGAGAUUUUUAAGCAGAACUAUGGUGAAAUAACAAAGGGGGUUGAUGAAGGUGAGCUCGACAUCGGCAUAAGUUUGGUGAACUCAAUGUUUUCCGAUGGUGGAUGGGACACUACCAGCUAUCCAUUUGUGCUGACACCGUACUGCCUAAUGCUGCAAAUUCCAUCCCAGUUGCCAAUUAAUAUAACAUAUGCGGUUGUAAUGGACUCGCAAGUCCUCAUCCUGAUCUUCGUGAUGUUCUGCCUGCUCUCUGUGCUGCUGCUUCUCAGCGAAAAGUUGUCAUGGCGGAGCCUUAAGAUUUCGAGCAUACUGCUAAAUGAUGUCACCCUUCGCGGGAUCUUGGGCCAAUCUCAUCCGUUUCCCGCCAAUGCAAGCAAGACACUAAGGUUGAUCUUCUGCAUUCUUUGCUUUGCCAGCAUCAUGCUGACCACCAUGUACUGUGGCACCCUGAACUCGUUCUUAAUGGACCCCCCUAAUGCAGCGCCCAUUCGGUCCUUUAAGGACAUACGAAAAUAUAACAAAAAGCUGGCGAUUUCUGAAUAUGAGGCAAACGCAAUGAUCAAAAGCAAUAAUACGGAAUUUAUGGAAAUGGCAAAGGAUGACUUAGAAAUCUUCUUGGAUUUGCGCGAGUUUGUUAAAAUUCGGGAUAGGCUCAGCCUCAGCUACGGUUAUAUGCAAACAGGAGAUCGCUGGACCAGUGUUGACGAGCAUCAAAGGAUCUUCAAAAAGCCGGUGUAUUACUUUGCAAAGGACCUCUGCUUCUCACGUCUACUUUUUCUAUCCAUUCCCAUGCGGAGACAUCUGCCCUAUCGCCACCUCUUGGAAGAUCACUUGAGGCGACAGCAUGAGUUCGGAUUGGUGGGUCUCUGGAUGGACCACGCCUUCAUGGUCAAGGUUAAAGUGGGCAUAACCCAGCUUACGGACAUAAGUCCACCACCAAGGAAAAAGGUAGCCCUAGUCAUGGAGGAUCUUGCCUGGCUACUGAAAAAUCACAUGGUGCGACAGCAUGAGUUCGGUUUGGUGAUAAGAUCGGGCUUAACGCCCAUCAAGGACUUGAGCCCGCCAACGGUGCACGAUGCAAGUCUACUCCUACAGGAUGUCUCCUGGGUUCUCAAAAUAAGUGGAGGCGCUGGCGGGAAUUGA
Messenger RNA from Drosophila takahashii, 3534 nucleotides. RefSeq lists its product as uncharacterized. Lineage: Eukaryota; Metazoa; Arthropoda; Insecta; Diptera; Drosophilidae. The record is from RefSeq and is a predicted model, not a curated record.